Molecule: messenger RNA, 690 nt
Organism: Arachis ipaensis
Lineage: Eukaryota; Viridiplantae; Streptophyta; Magnoliopsida; Fabales; Fabaceae
Source: RefSeq, a predicted model, not a curated record
GACGCAGAAGACGCUGCUGUCCUGUUGAUGAUGGCACGGACAGCAUCCUAUGUUCCUAAAACAGAUCCAGGGGUGCCAUCAUUCAACCUUGGAUUGACUGAUUCAAGCCAGGAGGGGGCGUUAACGCAGGAGACAGAAAGGGCAAAAUCUCCUGAAUCUGCAAAUUUGAUAGAACAAUUGGACGAUUUGGUCCAAAAAAUAGCAAGCAGUGCAGCGAAGGGAAAAAACAAAAGUCCACAAAUUCAGAGGGAGACUGGGGGAGAAAGUUCUGCAAAGUUUCAAACUCCUGGGGGAUUAUAUCAGAUUACGGAUGAUAUGAAACAAAAGUGCUACAUCUGGGGGACGAGACUGAAGGAAGAUGCAGAUGGCAAUACUAACGAGUAUGAGGAGAUGUGCACUCUGAUUGGCCAAGGAGAAUACAUUUUGAUGAGAAUGCACCUUGUAUCCCUCCAGGCAAAAAGUGAUAUAGAAUCUCAGAUUGUAUCUGCCAUCUGCCUCAUCCUCAACCAGAAAAAUGAAAAGAGGUUUCAAGAACAAAUAUACUGUCUCCCCCCCGAUAUUGUGAUAAGUGUUACUUCUCUGAACUUUGGAGCAUGGCACUUUCAGAUCACCCAAAGGGGGAAUUCGUAUCACCGAAAACGAAAAAGGAAUUCAGGGUGGAAGCCUACCCGAGUUUCAUUCCCUUCAUAG